Phytomonas sp. Hart1 is the source of this 511-nucleotide messenger RNA. The record is from the annotation of a GenBank genome assembly. NCBI's taxonomy places the organism in Eukaryota, Euglenozoa, Kinetoplastea, Trypanosomatida, Trypanosomatidae.
AUCUUUUAUUUUAAGAUUGAAGUUUUCCUCCAAUUCAAGCAAAAAGGAACGACUAAAAGCCAUUCCUAAAUUUCAUUGUUAUUGUUUAAGUGAAAAUGCAGAAAAGUUUAAUUCCUGGUCAUAACAACAGCCGCCACCUGUCAUCAGAAGAGCUCGAAAACAACAUUGGUGGACUUCCAGUAACUGAAAAUCGAAUUCAGGAAAUCUUUGAUGCUUUGGAUGUGGAACACAGCGGGACUGUGUCGAUUGAUGUAGUAAAGGAUUUCUACACUAGUCUGGAGCAUUAUGGUUUGGAGUUGACUGAAAAGGAAGUUGAUGCACUUGUGCGCAAAUAUGCAAAUACUAAAGAUGACUCUCUUACAUAUGAUGAAUUUGCAUGCUUUAUUCUUAAUCUAACUCAAUGGUAAUUUUUAUGUAAAGAAAAUAAUAAUAUGUAAAUUUUUAUUAUGUUAACUCUUUCAAAUGGAAAAAAAAAGUAUCAAAAACCAAGGAGAUGGUUAAAAUUGAAAAA